Molecule: messenger RNA, 3333 nt
Organism: Clupea harengus (Atlantic herring)
Lineage: Eukaryota; Metazoa; Chordata; Actinopteri; Clupeiformes; Clupeidae
Product: PAX3- and PAX7-binding protein 1
Biological process (GO): mRNA splicing, via spliceosome; positive regulation of transcription by RNA polymerase II
Cellular component (GO): nucleus
Molecular function (GO): DNA binding
Source: RefSeq, a predicted model, not a curated record
AGCAUUUAGGGACAACAGCUAUCCGCUAAAAUGGUUAGCGCACAGGUAUCUGCUGUCUCUGCGGCUCUCAUUGAGUCAUUAGAAAUCAUGGUAUAUUUUCAUGUGCAUCUCUAAUAGCUUUUCAGAAAUAGAUCAAAAUGUUUAAAAAAGCAAAGAAGUGUAACUUGAGGAGGAGGAAUGAAUCCGAUGACGACGAGAAAGAAGACGUCCAGCAGCAACAGCAACAGCAGCAGCAGCAGCAGCAGCCGCCGCCGCUGCCGCAGCCUAUGGAAGGGCAGCCAUGCGGGCCUGUGGCAGAAGAAGGCUUAGACCGGGAGGCAAAUUUGAACACUCCAGAGACAUUUAACGUUACAAGUGUCGCUUUGGACAUACAAAAUGGAAAUGGAUUUCAAACUUCUAAAGCAUCUAAAGAGAAAAAGCGGGCCAAGGAUAACCGUGAAGCUCCGAAAGCAAGUUUGUUGAGCUUUCAAGAUGAUGAAGAUGACACCGAGGUAUUUCGAGUGAAGAAAUCCAACCAUAGUAAGAAGAUUGUGAAGCAGCUGAAGAAGGAAUACAAGGAGGACUUGGUGAAGAGCGGUCAUGUUUUACCUGAGCCUGUUACAAGCACUGAUGCGGCUUCUGCGCAUAUUCCUCUCCUCACACCUAAAGAGGAGCCAGGCUUGGAAGGCAGUCGGGCCAGCAGUGAGCAAGGAGAGGAGGAGAUGGAGGUGGACAGCAACGAUGAGCAGGACGGCGAGGGCGACACAAAGGCCGGUGGUGGAGCCUCAUUCCAGACCCUGUCGACACUCAGCUCUCUGAGACCAGGUGAGAUCCCAGAUGCGGCUUUCAUCCACGCAGCGCGGAAGCGGCGCCAGUUGGCGCGGGAGCUGGGUGGAGACCCACCGCUGGUGGACCCGGACGCUUCCAAAAAGCGGCUGGUGCACGAGGACGAGCAGGGUGGCAGCGACGAUGACGAGGACGAGAAGAGGAUCGUCUUCAGCGGCGUCAAGCAGAAGACCCAGCGGCAGAAAAUCGCAGAGGAGAUCGGUAUUGAAGGCAGUGACGACGAAGCCUUGGACACAAGUGGCCAGGAUGAGGAAGUGAACCGCUGGGAGCAGGAGCAGAUCAGGAAGGGCAUCAGCAUCCCACAGGUCCUAUCCAGCCAACCUGAGGAUACAAACUUUUACUACCAAAGCAAUUUUGAGACCCAGCCCUAUGGGUCGUCCUACAACAUGCCUUACACAUACACACCUCAAGUUGAGAAGGCACCAAAAACCAAGGACUCUGUAAACUAUUCUGUCCCCAGUAACGAACUUAUCCCAAUUACCACAGAUCUGGUAAAGAAACGCCUUAAAGACAGGCUCAGCGUUUUGCGCCAGGGGCACAAUAUCAACUCCAGGCGCUUUGAUCAGAUCCAGGAGGACCUGCACGCCUCAAGCAGUGCCAUCGAGAGGCUGGAGGGCAGCUCUGAAGACGUAGCAGACCAGUAUAAAUUCUUGCAAGAAAUGCGAGGGUAUGUUCGAGACUUGCUUGAGUGUUUCAGCGAAAAGGUGCCGGCCGUCCUGGAGCUGGAGGCAGCCAUGCACCAGUUAUUAAGGCAGCGGGCAUCGCGGCUCGUCCAGAGAAGACAGGAUGAUAUUAAAGAUGAAUCAUCGGAGUUUUCAAGCCAUUCAAGUAAGGCUGUGAUGGCACCCAAUCUUGACCCGUUUGGCCGAGACCGAACAGCCUAUCAAGAGCAGGCCAAACAGAGGCGCAUUGCCGAGCGCGAGGCUAGACGGACGAGGCGUCGGCAAGCCAGAGAGCAGAACGGGAAGAGGGCGGAGCACAAGGAGGGUCUCUCCAGUGACGAUGAGGAGACCUCCACUGACUUCACCAGCUUUACCCUAGAGAAAGAUCACAUUAAUAAGGAGUCUAAGAAGAUCUUUGAGGACGUUGUGGACGACUUCCACUCUCUGGACAGCAUAAAGUCCCGCUUCGAGGUGUGGCGGAAGUUUUACUUCACCUGCUACCGGGACGCGUACAUAGGCCUGUGCCUGCCCAAGCUCUUCAACCCGCUGGUCCGGCUGCAGCUCAUCUCCUGGUCUCCUCUGGAGGCCGAGUGCCCUAACUUUGAGUACAUGCUGUGGUUCGAGUCCCUGCUGUUCUACGGCUGUGAGGAUCACCCCACGUUACAGACAGGAGACAACGACUUCGGCCUGUUACCCUCCAUAGUGGAGAGAGUCAUCCUGCCCAAACUGGCCGUUUUUGCGGAUCAGGUGUGGGACCCCCUCUCAACUAGUCAGACGUCCAGGAUGGUGGCCUUCAUGCACAAACUGAUCAAAGGCUACCCUACAGUCCUCAAUGGGAGCAACACAAACACACAGGAAUUAUUGAAGACCAUUGUGAUGCGGACGAGGCGAACCCUGGACGAUGACAUCUUCAUGCCUCUCUUCCCUAAGAACGUGCUGGAGAAGAAGAACUCUGGGCCCUGCCUGUUUUUCCAUAGACAGUUUUGGACUUGUGUGAAGUUGCUGAGCAACAUCCUCCAGUGGAAUUGCAUCCUGUCUAACUCCAUGCUGAAGGAGCUGGCUGUGGACAGCACCCUCAACCGCUACAUCCUCUCCGCCCUUCAGACCACGGAGCCCGGGGAGGACUGCAUCGAGAAGUGCCGAAGGGUGGUGGAGUGCUUCCCCCCGCAGUGGUUCAGUGGACUGAAGGGGCAGCAGCAGACCCUGCCUCAGCUGGAGAACUUCUGUCGCUACCUGAAGCACCUGGCGGGCGCGCUGUACCGCGUCGGCCUGGGCGGCCUAGACUUGGAGCGCAGGAAUAGCAGGGAACACAUCAAGGAGGUCAUGAAGCUCUUGUGUCGUCUUAACGCUGUUGACCAUGUGAUCGCUAUGGCUACAGAGUAUGGAAUCAAAGACAUCAAGCCCUUGUUGGAGGGCAAGUGAAGAACAAUAGACUGGCUCACCUUGCUAGCUUGCUAGCGGUUUUAAUCAUGGACUAUUGUGUUGGGAGGACUUGGCUGUUGGACUACUCAAAGCUACUGAAGGAUUCCACUCGUCUGGUCAAGUGCACUAGUUACACACUCUUUGUUUCAACACGUCUUGCACCCUGGCCUCACACCGUAGUGUGGUGGAAUUGUACCCUCUGUUUUCCAACAUGCACAUGUUUAUUUUUGGGAUGUGUUUUUACCUUGUGUGACUGAUCGCAGCAGCCUUCUUUUCUCAUUAUAGCACUUGGUUCACCGCAGAGUUGAAACUUUUGCCAAAAUCCUUCCUCAUCCGCUCAACAUUUGUUGGUUCAGAUGCUAUCUGUAUUUUAAUUUUCCUGAUAGAUUUUCAAUGACUAAAUAAAGACUACGGCUAUGCUAAA